Papaver somniferum (opium poppy) is the source of this 4414-nucleotide messenger RNA. RefSeq names its product type I inositol polyphosphate 5-phosphatase 12-like. Gene Ontology annotation, biological process: phosphatidylinositol dephosphorylation. NCBI's taxonomy places the organism in Eukaryota, Viridiplantae, Streptophyta, Magnoliopsida, Ranunculales, Papaveraceae. The transcript has 10 exons. Bases 324 to 3875 code for a protein of 1183 amino acids. The record is from RefSeq and is a predicted model, not a curated record. Gene Ontology annotation, molecular function: phosphatase activity; protein binding.
GGUGCCCUAUUUUCCAUCCCACUCCCAUAAUCAUCGUUACACUCGUACAGAAGAAAAUAACCAUAGGUCAACGUGUCAUUCUGGUACAUCGAAAACGAUACACCUGCAUUACACGUUACCGAGAAGAGCAACAGAGUUACAGAAGGAGGGAGGGAGGGAGACGGACAAUCAGACAUUUACAUUCUCUUUUCUUAUUGUUUCGAGAGGUUUCAGAAUUCCAAUAUAAUUCUUUCUGGUUUUCUAUGAUCAGAUCAGAUCAGAAGUUUCGUUUCUGUAAUUCGUGUUUCCAGAAAGAGAGAUUCAUUCAUUGAUUAGAUCGAAAAAUGGAAGAAAGAAAUGAAGAAGAUGAAGGAGAUUUAUUAUCAUCAUUAAGUUCAUUACCGCCACCACAUCGUAAAGCAUACUCAUACAGUCAUCAAUUAGGUACUGCUAAUCAAGGUACAGCAAGGCCAAUUCGUGAUGCAUUUCGUAAUCAAAGUCUUAAAGAAGAAAGAAUACCUAAUCUUAUGGAUUCUGGUUACAAUUGUUAUGAUUCUUCUGAUGAUGAUGAUUUAUACACUUCUUCUGUUUCUUCUUCUUCCAGUAAUAAUAAAAAUAACACAGUAAUUAGUAAUAAUGUGAAUUACAAUAAUGUUAUUAAAAUCGGAGAUUUUCAGAAUUCCAAUUCGAAUCUUGAUAGGAAUUCAUCGAAUGGUUCUAAAGAUGAAAGAAAAUGUCUGCCUGAGUUUAUUGGAACUGGUGGUGAUCGUGGGAUAUUUAAACUUCCGUUACGUGGUGCUGUUCAUCCUGGUCGUCCAGCGAGUAUUGAAUUAAGACCGCAUCCGCUUAGAGAAACUCAAGUUGGUGUUUUCUUAAGAACCAUUGUUUGUACUGAUAAUUCGUUAUGGGCUGGACAAGAAUCUGGGUUAAGGUAUUGGAAUUUUAAUGAAAUUUAUGAAUCUGGUUGUGGUAUUGGGAAACGGGAGAGAAGAGGAGAUGAAGAAACAUCUCCGUUUUAUGAAUCGGUUCAUACUUCACCUACUAUGUGUUUGGUUUUUGAUGCUGGGAAUAAGUUUAUAUGGAGUGGUCAUAAAGAUGGGAGGAUUAGAGCAUGGAAAAUUCAGCAGAAUUUGGAUGGGAAUCCAUUCAAUGAAUUGUUUUCAUGGGCGGCUCAUCGUGGACCUGUGUUAUCCAUGGUUAUGACUUCUUAUGGUGAUCUCUGGUCUGGUGCUGAAGGUGGUGUUAUUAAGAUCUGGCCGUGGGAAUCUAUAGAAAAAUCACUUGCUCUUACGCCAGAGGAAAGACACAUGUCUGCAUCACUUGAUAGGUCAUAUAUUGAUCUUAGAACUCAAGUCACCGUCAAUGGAGUCUGCUCCAUAUCUAAUUCAGAUGUGAAGUACUUGCUCUCUGAUAAUUGUAAAGCAAAAGUCUGGACUGCUGGUUCCCAAUCCUUUUCGUUGUGGGAUGCUCGUACAAGGGAACUUUUGAAGGUUUUUAAUAUAGACGGGCAGGUUGAGAACCGCGUUGACUUGUCAUCGUUGCAGGAUACGUCUAUCGAAGAAGACAUGAAGGUAAAGCUUGUUUCUGGGUCAAAGAAGGAGAAACCACAAGGAUCUUUCAGCUUCUUCCAACGGUCACGUAACGCAUUGAUGGGAGCAGCUGAUGCUGUUCGUAGGGUAGCCAAAGGAGCAUUAGAUGAGCAUCGGAAGACUGAAGCAAUGCUUCUUACAGUAGAUGGAAUGGUUUGGACUGGAUGUGCUAACGGGUUUCUUGUGCAGUGGGAUGGAAAUGGAAACAGAAUACAAGACUUCCAACACCAUUCUGCAUCCGUCCAGUGUUUCUGUACCCUAGGCACACACAUAUGGGUAGGCUACGUUAGUGGCACCGUUCAAGUGCUGGAUCUCAAGGGUAAUCUGCUUGGAGAAUGGGUUGCUCACUGUAGUCCCAUCAUAAAAAUGGCUGUUGGUUAUGGCUAUGUAUUUACUUUGGCUAAUCAUGGUGGUAUUCGUGGAUGGAGCAUUACAUCUCCAAGCCCUUUUGACAAAAUACUGCGGUCAGAGUUGGCUAGCAAGGAGACGCAUUAUAAAAAGUUGGAAAAUCUGAAAAUAUUGGCAGGAACUUGGAAUGUUGGACAAGAAAGAGCUUCUCACGAUUCUCUUUUAGCAUGGCUAGGAUCUGCAGCAUCAGAGGUUGCAAUUGUUGUUGUUGGGUUGCAAGAGGUGGAAAUGGGUGCAGGUUUUCUUGCAAUGUCUGCAGCAAAAGAAACUGUAGGCCUUGAAGGAAGUUCCAUUGGGCAGUGGUGGAUGGAUAAUAUAGGGAGAAUCUUAGAUGAGGGGACGACUUUCGAACGUGGAGGAUCUAGGCAGCUGGCUGGUUUACUCAUAGUCGUAUGGGUGAGAAAAUGUCUUAUGCCACAUAUUGGGGACAUUGAAGCUGCAGCAGUUCCUUGUGGGUUUGGACGUGCUAUUGGAAACAAGGGUGCUGUGGGUUUGAGAAUGAGAGUAUAUGGUCGGGCCAUGUGCUUUGUGAACUGCCAUCUUGCUGCACAUUUAGAAGCAGUGACUCGUCGGAAUGCUGACUUCGACCAUAUUUACCGAAAUAUGAUCUUCAACCGACCAUCGAACCUACUCAAUGCUGCAGCUGGUAUGGUGCCAUACCUGUUUUUAUCUUGCUCUCUUGCCUGCUGCGCAUAUUUAUUUUGGCUGCUUUAUUCUUCUGGCUUGCCAUUCAUCCUUUCUGUUGCAGCUGGGGUCUCGUCUGUCGGUCAAAUGCUUCGUGUUACAAACGCCAGUGGCACCAAUACUGAAGAGGGGAAGCCUGAGUUAUCGGAAGCAGAUAUGGUCGUGUUUCUUGGUGAUUUCAAUUAUCGGCUUCACGGUAUUUCCUACGACGAAGCAAGGGACUUUAUCUCUCAAAGAUGCUUUGAUUGGCUGAGAGAAAAGGAUCAGCUCAGAGCUGAAAUGAAAGCUGGGAAAGUCUUCCAAGGAAUGCGUGAAGGGGUCAUCAGGUUUCCUCCAACAUACAAGUUCGAAAAGAAUCAAGCUGGUUUGGCAGGGUAUGAUUCUGGUGAGAAGAAGCGGAUUCCUGCUUGGUGCGACAGAAUUAUUUAUCGCGAUAGCCGCACUCUUUUUGCUCCAGUAUCUGAAUGCAAUUUAGAGUGCCCUGUCGUAUCUUCAAUUUUACAUUACGAUGCCUGCAUGGAUGUAACAGACAGUGAUCACAAGCCUGUUCGCUGCAUAUUCAGUGUUGAUGUUGCUCAAACAGAUGACUCGAUACGAAGACAAGAGUUCGGAAAAAUUAUUGAGUCUAAUCAGAAAAUCAAGUCUCUUCUUGGAGAACUAUGCAAAGUUCCAGAAACUAUUGUUAGCACAAACAACAUUAUCCUCCAGAACAAGGACACUUCCCUUCUUAGAGUGACCAAUAAAUCUGGGAAAGAUGAAGCUGUGUUUGAAAUAGUUUGCGAAGGUCAAUCAACCAUCAAAGAAGAUGGUGAAACUUCAGAUCCGUGUACGAGAGGUUCCUUUGGCUUUCCUCGUUGGCUUGAGGUUACUCCGGCAGCUGGUGUCAUCAAACCUUGUCAUGUUGCGGAAAUUUCUAUGCAUCAUGAGGAGUUCCAUACUCUAGAAGAGUUUGUUGAUGGCGUUGCACAGAGCUGGUUGUGUGAAGACACAAGAGACAAGGAAGUACUGUUGUUAGUGAUCAUCCGUGGUAGUUGCUCCACCAAGACAGGGAGCCACAGGAUUUGCGUGCGUAACAGCUCGUCCUCCCUCCGUGUUAACUCCAAAAGCAACGACUCUGCCAAAAACCAAGCAAAUGUCCUCCAUAGAUCUGUUCGUCCCAUCAAUGGUUCGUCUGAUGUCGCUGAGGAUCUUCGCAACUUGCACAUGCCAUCAUGAACAUAAAAAAUACGUGUAUCAUUGGGCAAGAUUAUCUGCGCAGUUGGGAAAUUGAAAAGUUGAUAAUAUCUAUUUAUUGUCCAAACAGCGUCAAAGAUGCAAUUUCAAUGUAAAUAUCCUGGGGCUUGGUCACUGUUUUAUUAAUCUGGGAGCCGGCUAAAAUUGAUUGCUACUGUUCUUCCUGAAUUAUCCAGGUACAAUUCUUUAUAUAGUUGAUUCUUUAGCCCCUUGGUUAUCCAGGCUUACCACAUUAUAAUACUCUUGGAUGGGCGUGCCAGAUAUGUGCAAGCGGAAGAUUAAACUUAAAAGCUGGCAGUCGAAGGGAGUUUGUAGUUAGUAUUCAUUUUGUUCUCGUCUUUUACUUCUUCUUUUCCCCCCUUUAUGCAGUGUAUUGAACUACUUUCCCAUUGUCAUGUAGUUGAAGGUCACGGUUGUCUGUAAGCUGGGUAUCAAAAAGCGUUGUCUGUCAAAGUGUGUGGUAGUUCUCUUGUAAUGACUUACAGUUGUCAAGAAAUAUAAAGUUUCUUUGUAGUUCGAAA